AUGAUCUGGCCCGGCUCAGCCAACAUCGACCAAGGCAUCACCGUUGACCUGCGCGGCUCCAACAACUUCGGCAUCGUCACCCGCAUCGACGUGCCAACCUUCCCGAUGGGCGAUAUGUGGGGCGGCACCGUGGCCUUUGAGUACACGAACGAGGUCCUGGAGGCGCAUGCACAGGCGUUCAGCGACUUCAUGAGUGCGGAGAACUUUGACGAUGCUGCUGAUAUGGGCAUGUCUUUGCUCUUCGACCAGGGCAACUACGCAGUCGGCGACGCGCUGUAUUAUGUCAAGCCCGUGGAGAAUCCGCCUGUUUAUCAGCAGUUCACGGCGAUUCAGCCGCAGAUUGGAAGUUCGCUGCGGAUUGGGAAUGCUAGUUCCAUGACUUCGGAGGCGAACGGCCUUCUUCCGCCGAAUACCACGCGUGCAAUCGAUAUCGUCUACUCCUUCAAGAACGGCGACUCCAGCGUUUACUCGGAGAUGUUCAGAACCUGGGAGGAAGGAACUAAGCUUUUAGCACACAUAGAGGGGCUUCAGCUCGUCCUUCUCAUCCAGCCCCAUCCAGUGACCAACGGAACCAACUCGCUCGGGCUGACACCCGAGGCAAAAGACGAGGUGAUGUCGGUUUUGACAGCAGCUUACACGAACCGGGAAGACGAUGAGAUGGUGCAAGCAGGGAUGCAGAGCAUCAUUGACGCGCACAAGGACAUGCUGCAACAGCGCGGACUUCUAAUCCCUUUUCAAUAUCUUAAUUACGCAGACAUCACGCAAGAUCCGAUCGGAAGUUACGGACCAGAGGUAAAAGCGAGGCUGCAGGCUGUCAGCAAGAAGUAUGAUCCUGAAGGCCUGUUUCAAAAGAACGUCCCAGGUGGGUUCAAGGUGUUCUAG
This is a messenger RNA of Colletotrichum chrysophilum, 882 nucleotides long. RefSeq lists its product as uncharacterized. Bases 1 to 882 code for a protein of 293 amino acids. Gene Ontology annotation, molecular function: oxidoreductase activity; flavin adenine dinucleotide binding. The transcript is spliced from 3 exons. Lineage: Eukaryota; Fungi; Ascomycota; Sordariomycetes; Glomerellales; Glomerellaceae. The record is from RefSeq and is a predicted model, not a curated record.